This is a messenger RNA of Vitis vinifera (wine grape), 2925 nucleotides long. RefSeq lists its product as uncharacterized. The transcript is spliced from 4 exons. The record is from RefSeq and is a predicted model, not a curated record. Bases 485 to 2539 code for a protein of 684 amino acids. Lineage: Eukaryota; Viridiplantae; Streptophyta; Magnoliopsida; Vitales; Vitaceae.
CUCUGACUUCCUACUUUUCACAAGCUUCUUACUUCAAUUAUUAAUCCAUUAUAAUAUAUUGGCUCCUCCCUUUAGUUUAUAAAUGUUUUCACAUGAUCCAAAACAAAGUCAUCACUACUCAAUACUUAUCACCCAACUCAUAUGAUUUCAAAAUUAGCACAAACAAACAAACGUAAAAGAACAGUGCUUUUUAGACUUGAAAAAUCCACUUUCCACUCUUUUCUUUCCUCCAAAACCAGUGAUGAGGAAACGAAUCCCAAACGUUAAAAUAUGGUUUUGAAAAUCAAAAUCAUUUUUUUUUUCAUUAACGACGGCUGAGGUGAACUCGGCUCUCAAGUAAGCACAAUAGCACAAGCGUACAAAGUGGUUUAUUCUUACUUCGCUCUAUCUGUCCUUUAUUCUAUCUCCCUUUGUAUGCUUUUGCCGCUGUUAUUUCAUCUCUCUCUGAAGCAACAGAUCGGUUUGCUGAGGAACAAGUUAGUUAAUGCUGUUGAAUAAUCCGAUGGAAGACAAGCAAUUGAAUUUUAAUCAACCACUUUUAUCUGUUCGGAGAUUCUCAUCAACAGUGGCUUCCACAGAAGUUGAGAGCAAAAGGAAGAAUGAUAGUUCCCUUUCCAAUAUACUUCCUCUUCCUACCUACAAAUCAGAGUUGAAAUCAGGUCCAGUGAGGAAUCCUGGAGCUGUUCCUUUUAUAUGGGAGCAGACUCCAGGAAGACCCAAGGAUGAAAGCAAACCACAGAUCCCUCCCACCACCCCAAAGCUUCCACCUGGUAGGAUUUUGAAUACUAAACAGCGACCUCCUGAUAAAGUUUCUAAGGAUCCAAUUGUUGCUGGGACCCAAACAGCAAAUAUCCUUUCUAACUCUCGAAAUGUUUCUUCUUUGGAUGAAAAUGUUACUAAACUUGAGAACUUUAAAGAGGGAGUUGAGGAUAAAGGGAGUUCUGGUUCAGAGGAUGGUGAUGUAGCCUAUUUAGAUGCACUGGAUACACUUUCCCGGUCUGAAUCUUUCUUCUUGAACUGUAGUGUAAGUGGUUUGAGUGGAUUGGAUGGUCCAGAUGUCAAGCCCUCUGGAACAUUUUCAACAGAUCCACAGACCCGGGAUUUCAUGAUGGGUCGAUUCUUGCCAGCGGCCAAGGCAAUGGCUUCAGAAACCCCUCCAUAUGCCUCUAGGAGGCAACCUGUGGCACAGAGGCAACCUGUGGCACAGGCACAACCAAGACAGGUAAAAAAUGUAGUAAGCGGGGAUAGGCGGCCUCCACUUUAUCAAUAUAGGCUAAAUGUUUCAUCACAUUAUGCUCAAGAUAAAGGUAGAGAAGAGAGUGAAGAUGAAGAUAACUAUGUUGAAACUGAACUUUUGUCUGCCAAAGUUUGUGGGUUAUUUCCUCGGUUUGGCUUGAAGAAUUCCUUCUGCCUUAUGAAUCCAGUACUAAGAAUGGGAGUUCAGGCCCGGGUACCUGCCUCCUCUCUCCGUGCUACAAGAGCUAGAUUCUCAUAUAGUGAUGCUAGUACUCUAACUGAAAAUAAGCACUCUAGAAAUGUCGUUAAUGAGAAAAAAUCAGGUGGACUCCAAAGAAGUAAGCUGCAGGAACUUAAGAGAAAGGAAGAAAAUGAAAGCAGUAAAACUAAUUACAAGAGUGAUUCUCAGAAACCAGAUGGGUCAUCCCUGUACAUGCGUUUGCAGGGAGGUGGCAUGUUGCCCUACCGGAGUGACUCACUGCUAUCCCACUUUAAUGAAGAAAAAGGAUUUCAUGGCAUUCAUGAAGCACCUAUGAGCUUGGGGGUUGAUGGCUUUGGUUCACAUCAACAGGGCCAAAAAAUCUUCCGGGAAUUAUUGGCUAGUAGCCCUCAACGGGAAUCAGGUUUGGAAAGCCCUACAGUUGAGAAAACUCUGUACAUAGAUUCUGUACAUAUUGUAGAACCUCGGAAUUCUAAUUCCAGCCGUUCAGAUAUGAAGGGGCUGAGUGACACCAGGAGUGAUUUUGAGAUUCUUGGAAAAUCUAGUACCCCUUCAAUGGAGUCUUCUCUUCAAGAUAUCAAGCACUUAAGCAUUGCAGAUGAAGAAGGCAAGUCACAGCCAAAAAUUUUGGACUCUAUGGGUUCUAAUCUACUGUUUUCCUGUGUCAAAUCAGAUCAGGAAGUCCAGAUGGACCAGAGGAAAGGAUUCAGUAGCUCAGAUCCUAUUCUGGAUUCCAUGACCUUGGAUAGCCCAGAAGUGCUUGACAAUAGGAAUCUGGAUGAUGAAAACCAUCGGCCUUCAGAAGCAGAUAGUCUAGAAAAAUUUCAUGAUAGCCACUCAGAACUUCCUCUUCCUCCACCUUUACCAAAAUCUCCCUCCGAGUCUUGGCUCUCGCGUACAUUGCCUUCUGCAUCAUCAAGGAACUCCCAAUCACAUUUUGCCACUUGGACUAGCCCCAGAAACCAAGCUUCCAAGACAUCAUCCCCUGAUCCCAAGUGGGAAACAAUUGUCAAAACUUCUAAUGCGCAUAAAGGGCAUUUGCGGUUUUCUGAGAAACUGUUGGCUCCAGUACCAGAAAGUUAGAAACGCAAGCGCUAAUUCUGAAGCCCAUUUGCACAAUUGCUUUGGCUGCCUCGUUCAUUGCUCUUUUGUCUUUUGCUUUAUUUGGGUUAUAAGUUAUAUAACGGGUAAGCUGUAAUUGUAUACAAGCCCAUUCCAUAUCAUGCAACCAUGAGUCGAAAAAGUUUUACUGUAAAUGCCAUCACAUUUGUUGAACUUCAAGCUUGAUCCUUCGUACAUGCUGGUUUUUAUGUAAAGGGAGUCAACAGCUAUACUUUGUAAUAAAAGAGGAGAGGGAGGGAUGCUGCUUCCUCCAUGUACAUGUUGUGCAUUGCAUCCUUCAAUCAUGAGAAUUUGUCUGAGACUUAUGAAGUAGUACAUAAAUAAGAUACUCUGUUUCAUGCCCUUUA